AUGCGGGCUUUCACGAUUCUUGUCCUCACAGCAAUAAAGCUGUUCGACAGUCAUGCUGUUCCAGCGUUUGCCUCUGUGGCUAUACCUAAAAGCCUUCAACAAACUUUUGAUGUUACCGAAGCAAGUAUAGAGCGGAACCUUCGAUCUGACAGGACAACCGACGAGGAGAUUGAGCAAGAAGAAAGGGGACCGCUCUCGACGUUUUUCAGCCUAUUUUUUUCGAGUAAAAAUAGAGCGCCGAUCAACGAAGACAUCCAGGUUGUGAGCAGAUUAGAUAGCAAACAAGCCAAACAAACAAUAAAACAGGCAUUUAAGGCUAAGGACUGGGAACAAGUAACUAAUGAGUGGCUGAACCAUAAGGAAUAUAAGGAAAUUAAUCCUGACAUGGUGUGGAGAGCGCUCGGUUUGAAAUCGUACAAGAAGCGAGGUCUUUAUCGAAAUUCUGGUUCUCCUUCGUCAGAAUUAUUAUUUUGGCACGGAUAUAGUAUCAGAUACAGCGCUAAAUAUCCGGAAUGGACGAGCAAUAUUUUGUGGAAACAGCGCACAGGCGAAGGAAAUUGGAGAAAGGCUCAUUUAGAUGACAAUGGUAGACCGAUUAUUAGAGCAGACGUCGCAAUUGCAGCCAACACUCAAGUAGGAAGGGUGCAGAGAAUCCAAGAUAGCAUUACAGUUGUACAAAAAUUGCUUUCUUGCUGUCUGCUUUGGUUAAUUUCUAAUACGUCAUCGUUGGCCCUGAAGAGGAUCAAAUUGAACCGCGACCGAGCAGGAUACUUUCUUACGACCGUGACCAGGCCGAGGAUCAAGCUACCCCCAGUAAAUACUCAAGAUGAUGAUAACAAGCCAAAACCACCACUCGUUGUGGAAAAUCUCAAGUUCACAGCUAACUAUGGGGACAAGGUGGUGCUUGUGGGUCGCAACAGUGCCGACAAGACAACGCUCAUGAGGCUUUUAAGCAAAAGUUUAACACCUAAUCAUGGCCAGUUUGGCAUUACUGGCAACACUGCUGUUUCGGUUCCGCUUCACGCACUUUCAGGGGGGCAAUUGGUCCGAGUUGGGCUGGCAUGGUCUACAUUGCCGAACCCACCGCAUGUGCUACUGUUAGAUGAACCUACCAACCAUUUGGACAUGGUUACUAUUGAAAUGCUGAGGAAGGCGCUGCGAAAGUACCAAGGUGCCGUGGUGAUAAUUUCGCAUGACUUGCAUUUUUUGGAUAUUCUCACAAACCGGAGCAAACAAGAAGAGGCUGACGAUGGCAUUACAAGAUGUGGUUGUGUACGUAUCGUUGAAGUGAUUAAGAAGAAAGGGCUAGUGUCCCUCUUACCACUUGAAGGAGUAGAAGCAUAUCGGGAAAAGGAGGAGCGUCGUAAUGCCUCGCUUGGUCGCAUGUAG
Molecule: messenger RNA, 1389 nt
Organism: Peronospora belbahrii
Lineage: Eukaryota; Oomycota; Peronosporomycetes; Peronosporales; Peronosporaceae
Source: the annotation of a GenBank genome assembly